This is a messenger RNA of Dujonia railenensis, 1179 nucleotides long. Lineage: Eukaryota; Fungi; Ascomycota; Pichiomycetes; Serinales; Debaryomycetaceae. The record is from the annotation of a GenBank genome assembly.
AUGGCCAAAAGAAAAGCUGAAACCGAGUCCAAAUCGGUUAAGAAACCCACCAAGACGCAGCCCGAAGUUCUGUACACUUUGUGUGUUCCGUCGACGGUUAUUUCGCUGUCCAAUGCGAAGAACUUGGAGCAGAUAACUUCCAUUGCCUACCAAAUUGCGAGAACUGCGACCAUAUAUAAUGUAGGAGAAAUUGUAGUGUUAGAUGUGCCUAGCUUGGCCCAAAGAGAGGCAAUUUUGGAAAAGGAAUCCAAGGUUGUGGUGCUUGGAAGUACCGACAAGGGUGGAAAGAAAAUUAAGUUCAACGAUGACAUGGCAGAUGUCGUCGGUAAGCCUACUCCCAAGGAAGAAGACAUUGAAGACAUAGAGCCAGAACAAGACAUGCCUGCAGGCAGCAGCAUAACCAAAGACAUUCCCAACGAAAACAGUGCCAUGUUGGUUGCGACUCUCUUGCAGUAUUUCAUCACUCCACCUUACCUUGCGAACAGCUUGUUUGCCUCAUCUGAAUUCAAGAACAAGUUGAAAUAUGCAAAGAACUUGCCCAAGAUAAGCACACUCCCAUUCAUGAGUAACAACGAUGUAUGGAAGAACUAUAGAGAGGGAUUAACCAUCCCCAAGCACACCCCUAAAGUAGUUACCAAGAGUAAGAAGAAAAUAUCGCCAAAGAACAAGUUGAGCACUACCAAAUACGUCAACGUUGGUUUGGCUCAACCAUUGGAAAUCUCCACAGGAGAAGUGCCUGUCAACGUAAGAGUCACUGUUGACUUGAAAAACAAAACCAUUGUUUCACCAGCGGAAGCAUACGGUGUCAUUGGGAAUAAGUCAUCAUUCGGGUACCAUGUAAGAGUUAGUAAAAGUUUCACCUCGAUUUUCACCGAAAGUACAGUACCAGACGGAUAUUCCAGUUCUAUUUAUGUGAACUGUGACAACUAUUUUGGCAAGGAAACUGGCACUGAGUUAGCAGAAUUUGACAGAGGAAAUAUUCAUGUCAAGGGGGGAAAUGUGUUACUUAUAUUAGGAAACUGGCUCGACAUCGAGUACAGUUUCUCGCGAGAAAAGGGUAACUUGGAAGGUGUAGAGAGCGCAGAUCAAAUGUUUGAUGGCGAGUUAAAGGUGCCUGAUGGAGUUAAGAUAGAGGAUGCUGCAUUGAUAAGUUUGACCAAGGUGUACGACAGUAAAUAG